Molecule: messenger RNA, 2171 nt
Organism: Pelobates fuscus (common spadefoot toad)
Lineage: Eukaryota; Metazoa; Chordata; Amphibia; Anura; Pelobatidae
Gene: RAB26
Product: RAB26, member RAS oncogene family
Exons: 9
Coding region: 883-1632 (249 amino acids)
Biological process (GO): regulation of exocytosis
Molecular function (GO): GTP binding; GTPase activity
Source: RefSeq, a predicted model, not a curated record
AAGAUACAGCAGGCGGGAGAGGAGUAAGAGGGAGACAGCAAGUGGGAAAUAGACAGCAAAUAGGAGAGAGUAAAAUAAAAGGCUACAGGAAGAAUAGGGGGGUAGAGGAGAGAGGCAGCAGGCAGGAGAACAACAUUAGGUAAGAGACUACAGGUAAAAGGGGACAGCAGGAAGGAGAGAGAGAGAGAGAGAGAGAGAGUAAAGAAAAAUAUAGGAGACACACAGGUGAGCUGGAAGCAGAAAGUGAAGUGUGCAAGAAAAGGGAGAUUAAAAGACAGAUCAGACUUCAAAGAUAGAGGCAUACCCUUGCGAGACAUCAGACUGUACAGAUCAAGAGAAAGCAGAGAGAGAUUACUCUGCAUAGAGAGCAUUGAACAGAGAGAGACAUCAGACUGCUGUGAGAGAGAGAGAGAGAGAGAGAGAGACAGUGAUACAGAAUAAGAAGGAAGGAAAAGAAAACGGCAGAAAAAGUUGAUAGGAUAGAGAUCUAAGGGAAGGAUUUACAGGAGAGAAGGUGAGAAAAAGAAUCAGAGAGAAACAAGAAAGGGGGGAGCAGGGGGUUUUGAGACUGAAAUUAGGAGCGCACAGACGGUACAAGAUAACAGAAGAAGCAGCACACACAGACGUGUGGCAGCUCAGGGCGAUCAGUGAGAGAGAGGGUCGGACAUUAAGGUGGACCACACUGAAGAAGACCUUAUAAAGUGCUGUGGAUCCAGGGUGAGAGAAUAGAUAUGGUGCCCGACUCAGAACUGCAAUAAUCUGGUGACCCUCUCUCCAAUAUCACAGCUCUCCCUGAACUCAAUAACCCAUUCCACCCCCUAUAUUCAGUGACUUACCUCACUGACCCACUCCGGAGAAACACUGCCACCCAAACGCCGCACCAUGUCCAGGAAGAAGAGUCAGAGGAGUAAAGGCAAUAGCUCCCCUUCUUCCUGCAGUAUCCCACCCCCAAAGGAGAAUGGCAAAGUUGGCAAUGAUUCACACACCAAUGGCAUGGUGAUGGCAGGACGCCCGUCCCUCAGCAACAGUGGAGAGUUCUAUGACAUCUCUUUUAAGGUCAUGCUCGUGGGCGAUUCUGGUGUGGGAAAGACCUGCCUGCUUGUGAGAUUUAAGGACGGCGCGUUUCUCGCCGGCAGCUUUAUUUCGACCGUUGGGAUUGAUUUUCGGAACAAAGUGCUGAAUGUCGAUGGGGUGAAAGUCAAGCUACAGAUAUGGGACACUGCUGGACAGGAAAGAUUCCGCAGUGUUACCCACGCCUACUACAGAGAUGCACAUGCCCUGCUGUUACUUUAUGACGUGACAAACAAGUCUUCAUUUGACAAUAUCCAGGCCUGGCUAACCGAAAUCCAUGAAUAUGCACAGAAAGAUGUAGUCAUCAUGCUCCUGGGAAACAAGGUCGAUUCUGCUCAUGAACGGGUGGUGAAGCUUGAAGAUGGAGAGAGGUUAGCAAAGGAAUAUGGUGUGCCAUUCAUGGAGACGAGUGCCAAAAGUGGGCUGAACGUGGAGCUGGCUUUUACUGCUAUAGCAAAAGAACUGAAACACAGAUCAAUGAAGACCCCCAAUGAGCCUAAAUUCAAACUUCACGACUACGUUAAAAAGGAGGUGAAAGGUUCUGGUUGUUGUAAAUCCUGAUUGGAUGAUCUCCAGGGGAGCCGGAGCACCGAAUUCUGUACAAAGACUGAUUUGAACACGUGGCGUCUCCACCGGAGCCUACAAAAGGCCAUCUUGCACAGCGUCUGUCCGAGUGGGAAGCAUCUCUGUUUAUAUAUCUGUGAGGGUAGCGAUCUGAUGUGUUGCAUAAAAAGACAUCUAAAUCUGUUGUGGGCCUUAGGUCCAAACAUGCACAGCCGACAAAAUAGAUCACGAUGUCUAGAGCGGUGGCUUGUCUGUUGGGUUUAAACUUUCCGAAGAGGAACAUUUUAUCACGCUAACAUUUUGCAUGCAGCGGUAUACUUGUUUAGAUAUGCCACAGGCAUGAACGUGAUGUGUUGCUUGCCUAUCUGGCUCUCUGAAGGGUUUAAAGCAUUUGUAGCUGAUUGAAUUGUAAUCCAGCAACGAAUACUGACCUAAAAUAAUCAUUUUUAAUGUAGGAGCAUGAGAGGCCCAACUCUAGGAGAAAUUUUGGCAAGCCCAGCACUUACUGAACUCAGUUCUGAAUAUGGAGAUUUUUU